Messenger RNA from Doryrhamphus excisus (bluestripe pipefish), 2914 nucleotides. RefSeq names its product mitogen-activated protein kinase 14b (gene mapk14b). NCBI's taxonomy places the organism in Eukaryota, Metazoa, Chordata, Actinopteri, Syngnathiformes, Syngnathidae. Gene Ontology annotation, molecular function: ATP binding; MAP kinase activity. The record is from RefSeq and is a predicted model, not a curated record. Gene Ontology annotation, biological process: protein phosphorylation.
GCACCGGGAGCGCGCUGGGACCAAGAGAAAUACGCGCUCAUGUUUCCGCAUGCCGAGCAGAGCAAGAAAGGGAGAAUAAUCCAGCAGUAGCUAGUCCAACCUGACACGGCGCUUUAAGAAGAGGAAGUCCCCCCCACCCCCAACCGGGGUGCACGGAACAUUGACGUACUUUCUUCGGAGGCCACUUUGCGCCUCGGGCGUCUGGAGGCAGUUUUUGUCGAGUUUUCAACGGACUGUAGCCCAGUCUUGUGGCGGUGCUAGACGGGGACGAGAGUGCACAAGUCCCCCCCUCUUCCCGCCCCCGACGCAAGAAUGUCGCAAAAGGAAAGACCCACUUACUAUCGGCAGGAGCUCAACAAGACAAUGUGGGAGGUCCCGGAGCGGUACCAGAACCUGUCCCCAGUCGGCUCCGGUGCUUACGGUUCGGUUUGUUCAGCGUUCGAUGUGAAGACGGGCCUGAAGGUAGCGGUGAAGAAGUUGUCCAGACCCUUCCAGUCCAUCAUCCACGCAAAGAGAACCUACAGAGAGCUCCGACUGCUCAAACACAUGAAGCACGAAAAUGUGAUUGGUCUCUUAGACGUGUUCACGCCAGCGACAAGCUUAGAGGAGUUCAGUGAUGUCUACCUGGUGACACAUUUAAUGGGAGCAGACCUGAACAACAUCGUCAAGUGCCAGAAGCUGACCGACGACCACGUCCAAUUCCUCAUCUACCAGAUCCUGCGAGGUCUAAAGUACAUCCAUUCUGCAGACAUCAUCCACCGGGACCUAAAACCCAGUAAUCUGGCGGUAAAUGAAGACUGUGAACUGAAGAUCCUGGAUUUUGGUUUGGCCCGGCAUACAGAUGAUGAAAUGACCGGCUACGUGGCCACUCGGUGGUACCGAGCUCCAGAAAUCAUGCUUAACUGGAUGCACUACAACAUGACAGUGGACAUCUGGUCAGUGGGAUGCAUCAUGGCUGAACUUCUCACCGGACGGACGCUGUUCCCCGGCACCGACCACAUUGAUCAGUUGAAGCUUAUAAUGCUGCUUGUUGGAACCCCCGGGCCCGAGCUCUCGAUGAAAAUCUCCUCGGACUCCGCAAGGAACUACAUCAACUCACUUCCCCAUAUGCCCAAGCGAAACUUUGCCGAUGUGUUCAUUGGUGCCAACCCUCUUGCUGUGGACCUGCUGGAGAAGAUGCUGGUGCUGGACACGGACAAGCGUAUCACGGCCUCGGAGGCGCUGGCUCACCCUUACUUUGCUCAGUACCACGAUCCAGACGACGAGCCCGAAGCAGAGCCCUACGACCAGAGCUUUGAAAGCCGUGAGCUGGAAAUCGAGGAAUGGAAGCGGUUAACAUACGAGGAGGUCAUCAGCUUUGAGCCGCCAUCGUUUGAUCGGGAUGAGAUGGAAUCGUGAGGAGGAGGCGUUUCAUCCUUUUUUUUUUUAUUUUUUUUUAUUUUUAGAAAAACACACUUUUAGGGAAAAACAAAAAACUCACGUGACUCUCCACGCGCCCUCACCACCACAACUUUCAAGUGCCUGCCAUCUUUAAAUCUCUGAAGGGGGGGUACUGUCGCGUUUUCAGGGACAAAACUUGUGUUCCACCCAUCCCCCUCACAAUUUUGAUGAGAUUUUACCCCCCACUUCCCUCUCUAUUUGCAUUGUAUUCAUCAUUUUAUGUUAAUAUCUGAAGGGGAACUGAAGCAACUGCUGCUUUCUAGUUGCUCAUAAAAAAUAAUACCUAGCAGUGACUCAAUCAACAAACGUUAUGUUUCUAAAAAUAUAUAAUCUUCCACACAUUAUUUUUGUGUAUAGAAGGAUUUGACAAUGACAAUAAAUGCAGUGUUUGUAUAGACUUAUUAUAGUCCGGGCCACGUUAUGAAUGCCGCAAUGUGGCGUAAAAUGAGAUUUGUAAUGUAAUAAUAAAUAAAAGUAUGUAUGUAAGGCACAUCUCAAGACAGUAUAUGUAACAUAUCCACUUCCUAGAUUUAACACUUUGUUUAUAUUAUUGAAACAAAGUCGGUGUUUUGUCUCUUUACAACAAUGCAAUGUUUGUUUUAGCUUCUUUCCACGAUUUGUCUCGGUCGCACUUUGUUUCGGAACAGUGUUUCAACGUCAUCUCACAAGCCGCUGGACCACUUUGGCACGACAAGGCCCAGAUUUGUCUUGGUGUGCUUUUUUUUAAAUGUUGAUGUUCUCCAUCAGCAGAUGAUGUACUUUUUAUUAUCAUAUUGCAUUUCUAAAUCACAGUCCUAUUAAGUGUUUGUGGAAUAUUUCCGGGUCAUGGGGCUGCCUCGUAUUUAUGAUCUGUUCUCAUGUUUAUAUAUGGAUGUUUAAAGUAUGUUAUUUGUAUUAAAAAAACAAACAAACAAUAAUCCAAGGCCAGUUUAUUUAUGGAAAUCUUGUUUUGGCCAGACACCACGUUUAUUGUGUUGAUUUCAUUCAACAUCAAAGUUAUGACUGCAGUUACGUCAUUAUAUCCGAUUAGGAAACAAAGACAAUGUAGUUCAGUUCAAAGUAUUGUUUUCACACAAUCAAUAGAAAUAUCUAAUUGCAUAUUAUUUGCCAACAAUCUGCAACAUUUUGGCUGUAAUGUGGCUUACAUGAGGAGUCCAUUCAUAAUGAGACGUACACACCGUUGGCGUUGAAUUUCAUGUGGAAUAUUUUAAUUGAGUGUUAAAUCAAUAUCUGGUAUUCUGUGAUUUCUUUAACGAAUGUUAGAACCACCGCUGUCAUUUAUUUGAAUAAUAUAUAGAAGCGCACACUUUUAUGGGAAAAUGUAAAACGUCAUACUUGUACAGUAUGUUGAUUUGAUUCGGAUGUUAUGAUCCUGUUCAUAAGUUCAUAUUUAAUUUGGAUAUUGGCUCUCAUCCUUUGAGGUCUUUUAACUGGCUACCUGUAAAAUACCACUCUGUGAAAAUAAAGGCUACUA